Mollisia scopiformis is the source of this 1108-nucleotide messenger RNA. RefSeq lists its product as uncharacterized. NCBI's taxonomy places the organism in Eukaryota, Fungi, Ascomycota, Leotiomycetes, Helotiales, Mollisiaceae. The record is from RefSeq and is a predicted model, not a curated record. Bases 252 to 1067 code for a protein of 271 amino acids. The transcript has 5 exons.
UUGCUAGGUCGAGGUCGGGGAGGUAGGACCAGUCUCCUCUAUUCUGCUGCGUUUUAAGAGUCCCGGUUUCCCAUCCUGAUUGUGUUUCCUGUUCUUCCAAGCAAACCAGCCUUCUUUAAAAACAGCCUUGCUCUCCAACCUCCAGCAAUAGGUAACUCCUUCGCUACGGUUACUUAACACCUUCGUUCUUCGCGCGAACAAGUCUAGCCCAACCAAACAACUUUCGCUAUUCUUCAUCUCUCUCAAUCAUCAUGAAGACCUCAUUCUCCUUGUUGGCAUUGGCCGCUUCGGCCUUUGCUUCAGAUCUUGCCCCUCGCUGGUACUCAAGCACACCUGUCGAGACAACAACGAUGACAACAUUCACCACGACAACUUACUGUCCUGUGACCAGCACUUACACUGAGAAGGGUAAGACAUCAAUCGUUACCACCAUCGCUACCUCUACCAUUGUGGUCACUUCGUGUGUUGGCGGAUGCGGCUCUGGCGGCGUGGUCACUGUUCCAGGCCCAACCGGCGUUGUGUCUACGACCACUGAGGUCGAUGUUACAUACACCACUACCUGCGCGGUAACGGAGACAGUUACUGCCCCCGGCACCACCUACACGAACGUCUACACUACCGUCUCUACUGUUGAGACACUUGUCGAGACUACUUUGUACGCAACUGUUACAAGUCCAGCACAGACUACAUACAGCGAGGAAGUGAUUACAUCCACAAUUACAUCGCUUUGCCCAGUCACCGAGACUUCGACCAUUUCUGGAGAAGAGGUUACCUUGACAUGGACAAGCACGUCUUUGAUCGAGACCAUCAUCCCCGAAACUAUUGAGGCAUACACCACACUCGCUGGCGCGACCACCACGAUCGAGUCGAUUGCUUAUUCCACAAUCACAUCGCUCUGCCCCAUCACCACUGUCUCGACUGUCAGCGGGCAAGAAGUCACGGUUGUCUAUACGUCGACUUCCCUCAUUGUUCAGGAGAUUCCUACCACUAUUGUCGAGUACUCGACUUAUUUCACUACUCUCUACGAGACAACGGAAGUCUACACCACGGAAACGUGCUACACGUGAGUCCUCGAAACUUUUGUCAACGAUAUUUCGUAAAUGCUGAC